This is a messenger RNA of Panicum virgatum (switchgrass), 2751 nucleotides long. Its product is annotated as pentatricopeptide repeat-containing protein At1g09220, mitochondrial-like. Lineage: Eukaryota; Viridiplantae; Streptophyta; Magnoliopsida; Poales; Poaceae. The transcript is spliced from 2 exons. Gene Ontology annotation, biological process: RNA modification. Gene Ontology annotation, molecular function: protein binding; RNA binding. Bases 31 to 1611 code for a protein of 526 amino acids. The record is from RefSeq and is a predicted model, not a curated record.
AGGGAGCUUCUGGACGUUGUCUCCGGAAAAAUGUUGCAACGCGCGAGGUACCGUGGAGAAGAGGCGGGCUUAGCGGUUUGGGCAACCCUGUGGAGGAGAGUGGGAUCGGCGGAUCGCCCUCGCGAGGACCCUGCGCGGCAUCGAGGAGGAGCCAGCCGCCGCUUGCCGGGUCUGGGACUGGCUGCCUCCAUGACACGGUUCCCUCCCUCCCAGCUCUUGGGGCAACAAAGGCCACCAUUCCGUCUAGCCGCCAGUCCCCACCUGCACAGCCUACUCGCCCUCCUCCUCGGGCACCAAGACGGGAGGCGCCAGCUCCUCCAGAUCCACGCCCAGCUCGUUGCCCACCAGGCGUUCGGCCAAAGUCCCGCGCCGUGGCGCGCCCUCCUCCAGGCCUACUCCCGCGGCCCUUUCCCCCAGGAGGCCCUGCACCUCUUCAGGCACGCGCGCCGGUACCUGGCUGAUGACACAUUCGCCUUCGCCUUCGCUCUCAAAGCUUGCGCGGGUCUAGGGUGGCGACGGGCCGGCGCCCAGCUCCACGGGCUUCUGAUCAGGAAGGGAUUUGAGUUUCAGGCCUACGUGCAUACUUCCCUUGCCAGUGCGUACGUUGUGUGCGGGUGUUUGGAGGAAGCUCGAAGGGCGUUCGAUGAAAUGCCCACGAAGAAUGUGGUCACUUGGAAUGUGAUGAUCACUGGAUUUGCUGCGUGGGGUGAGGUUGAGUACGCAAGGAUUCUGUUUCAGCAAAUGCCCUGCAGGAAUGUUGUCUCGUGGACCGGACUGAUUGAUGGAUAUACACGUGCUUGUCUUUAUGGGGAGGCUGUCGUUCUGUUCCGCCACAUGAUGGCAGGAGGCAUUAGCCCGAGCGAGAUAACUGUUUUGGCAGUGAUUCCUGCAAUAUCUAAUCUUGGAGGGAUCCUUAUGGGUGAGAUGCUGCAUGGCUAUUGUGAGAAAAAUGGUCUCGUGUCAGAUGUCCGGGUCGGGAAUUCACUCAUAGACAUGUAUGCUAAGAUUGGCUCUGUGCAAAACUCACUAAAGGUGUUCAAUGAAAUGCUGGAUAGAAGAAACUUGGUGUCAUGGACAUCGAUAAUUUCAGGUUUUGCAAUGCAUGGGCGGUCAACUGAGGCCGUCGAGCUGUUUGCGGAGAUGAGAAGAGAAGGGAUUAGACCCAACAGAAUCACCUUCUUGAGUGUCCUCAAUGCUUGCAACCAUGGGGGCCUGGUGGAGAAAGGAUUAGCAUUUUUCAAAAGCAUGGUUUACGAGUAUAAUAUCAAUCCAGAGGUCAAGCAUUUUGGGUGCAUCAUAGACAUGCUAGGUAGGGCUGGACGAUUGAGUGAGGCUGAGCAAAUAAUAGAGGGUUUGCCUGUGGAGGUUAAUGUAGUUGUAUGGAGGACACUGUUGGGCUGCUGCAGUAAGUAUGGAGAAGUUGAGAUGGGGCAGAGGGCGAUAAAGAAGAUACUGAACUUAGAAAGAGAAUCUGGAGGUGAUUUUGCGGUGUUGUCUAAUAUGCUUAAUGAGUUUGGUUGGUUCAGCGAUGCUGAACAAGCACGAAAGCUAGUAGAUGAGAGGAAAACCGUUAAGGUUCCUGGGCUUGCUUUGGUUGGUGAAAUUCAGUAGUCAGCAUCAGUUGUUGAGUCUAAUAAGAACCAAACAUUGGAAGAAGCUCUCUGCAUUUUGUUGCAACUGAUUCAUGUAUAUGCUGUUUGCGGUGAUCUGAUAUACGAAAGAUCUGUCUUUGAUGAGAUGCUAGUUAAGGAUGUAGUAUAAUGGAAUUCCUUGAUAGGUGGAUACUGCCAGCACAUAGGCUAAAAGAGGUUCUGGCAAUUCAAGUCAAUGCAAGAUGAAUUCCAAGUUGAUAAGGUUACAAUGGUCAAUCCUUCAAGGUGAUUUCAGCUUGCACUCGUCUAGGAGAAUUAUUUUUUUAUAACAAUCUAGGAGAUCGAAACAUGGCAGAUUGCAUGGUUAGCUUUCACAUGAAGGAUAAGAACACCAUGACACUGAAUGCAAUGAUAACCAGAUACACAAAAGGAGGGAAUUUGGUCUCAACGAAGAAACUAUUGAAUCAAAGUUUGUAAAAAGAUUUGAUUUCAUGGAGUUUUAUGAUAUGUACGUACUCACUGGCUCGUUGCUUUCUCUGAUGCUCUGGAGCUCUUCAGGCAGAUGCAGAGCGCCAAGGUGAAAGCAGUUGCCAUCGUGAUUGCCAAUUUACUUUAUGCUUGCACACACUUGUCUGCACUCGGUAUUGGUAAGUGCAUUCAUGACUAUGUGAGCAACAGAAUCAAAGCUGACAUUAUUAUUGACAACCCUCUGAUGUAUGCAAAGUGCGGGAGCGUGCACCGUGCUGGUGCUAAAAGUCUUCAGAGAAUUUAAAGAGGACACCCUGUCAUGGAACUCAAUCAUAUUAGGCCAAAUGCACAGAAACAUUUUUCGCAGUAUGCUCACUGAAUGUCUCAGACCAAAUGAGGUUCCAUUCCUCUAUGUGCUGAUCGCCUGUGCCAUCAGGCAAUUGGCUCAGGAAUGCCUUGACAACUUUGAAAGCAUGAAAUCGGUCCACAACUUGGAACCACCGAUGAAGCAUUACUGCUUGCAGUGUAAUUGAUCCAGCUAGCUAGAAUAAGGUUGCAUAUUAUUGUCGUGCUUGUAAUAUUACGAGGUCUGUGGCCAGUAUUGCCAGUGUUGCCGCGCUGUUUAAUGCACUAAUCAGCUCAUGUUGCAUGAUCAAUUCAUUACUAUGAGAAUAGAUAGCAUUGUCCCCUA